GCCUGUGGCUCACACAAAAAUACAUCCUGAUCAGAAACUAGGUGAAAGUGUUCAGCAACUUCUUCUAGCAAAAAUUGCAGUCUACUUGAUGACCUUCUUAAUAGUCACAGUGGCAUGGGCAGCUCAUGUAAGGUUGUUUCAGGUGAUAGAGCUUAUAGAUGAUGUCCUUGCUCUUCUAAAUCUGGCUUGUAUGAUGAUCAUAACUUUCUUGCCAUACACAUUUUCCUUAAUGGCCUCCUUUCCAGAGGUACCUUUUGGCAUUUUCUUGUUCAGUGUCUGUGCUGUUGUCAUUGGCCUUAUACAGGCUGUGAUAGUAGUAUAUGGAUUCUAUCACCCACACUUACUGAAUCAACAGAUACAGGUGUCUGAAAAUCAGAAUUUCUAUAAACGUCAUAUCUUAAAGAUUAUCCUAAGAGGACCAAUUUUAUGCCUUUUAGCAGCCAUCUUUUCUUUUUUCUUUAUUCCUUUGUCUUACGUACUUCUUGGGCUCGUAAUCAUUUUUCCGCAUCUCACUCAAUUCAUUACAUGGUGUAAAACCAAGAUUGUUGGUCAGAGAGAUGAAGAGGAGGCACACCAUAGCUUAGAAACCUUCACUUUUUACCUCAGUGAGCCUCUGAGUAAGGAACGGGUGGAAGCAUUCAGUGAUGGAGUCUAUGCUAUUGUAGCAACCCUGCUCAUUUUGGAUAUAUGUGAGGACAAUGUCCCUGACCCCAGAGAAGUUGAGGAGAAGUUCCAUGGCAGCCUUCUUGAAGCUUUAAGUGAAUAUGGCCCAAACUACCUUGCCUACUUUGGCUCAUUUGUAACAAUUGGUCUCCUGUGGUUUGUCCAUCACUCACUUUUCCUUUAUGUAACAAAAGCUACACGAUUAAUGGGACUGCUUAACAUACUUUCAUUGGCUUUCAUUGGUGGGCUUCCGCUAGCUUACCAGCUGACCAGUGAAUUUGCAGAGAGGUCUCACAAUGAAAUAGAAGCCAUUCAGGUCAGCUGUGUUAUCACUUUCUUUGCCAGCAUAUUUCAGUUUGCAAUAUGGACUACAGCCCUCCUCCAUGAAAGGGAAACUUUGCAUCCUUUUGCUAGAUAUGGUGGCAAGGAGCAUGCCUUCAUGUUUGCCAAGCUGGCUCUGUACCCAUGUGUAAGCCUUGGGGCCUUCUUCCUAACAUGCUUGUUAAGUGAAUUUAGCACAGCAAUUUUCCAUCUUAUGCAGAUUGUAAUCCCAUUUGCUUUUCUUGCCUUGCGCAUUUUUGUUAGAAUUUCUUUAACUGUCAUAAAGUCCGUGAUGUCUCUCUCCAGACGGAAGGUUGUAUUGUUAGAAGAAGAGGAGGCAUGUUUGUCUCCUACUGCAACACUGUCCUAAACUUCUGUGCAGUGCAUGUGAAGUUGUAACAUUAACUUCAGUGCUUCUAACUCACAUUAUCUUCAUGUGUGGAUUAUAUUGUUCUAAACCAAAGACUGUGCUGGCCAUAACUGGGGCGUAUUUAAGUUUUAGCUGGUCAUGCUUGAGAUCCUUUCUCCAAAACCUGUAAUUGAAAACAUUGGGUAAAUAGGGGAUACGAAGAAAAGCAUGUUCCCCUUCCUUUAGAGUUACCCUUUUGGAAAAAAAUGCUGCUUGACGUGUAACUGCAGUGAUGAUUGAUUAAGAAGUGCACAAACAGAUGCACAGCAAAAUGCCCUUUUUUCUGACAGCCGCUACAGCAGCCAAACACAGGUAUAGAAGCUGGUUGUGCUGCGCUAAGAUAGCAAGUGAGGCUUGGAAGACAUGGCGACCUCUGGAUUUCUGGAUGGUGCAUCAUGGUGGAACGUUUGUGCAUACAGGUUACUGGUCUCU
Molecule: messenger RNA, 1825 nt
Organism: Aptenodytes forsteri (emperor penguin)
Lineage: Eukaryota; Metazoa; Chordata; Aves; Sphenisciformes; Spheniscidae
Gene: TMEM175
Product: transmembrane protein 175
Exons: 9
Coding region: 89-1354 (421 amino acids)
Cellular component (GO): endosome; lysosome
Molecular function (GO): potassium ion leak channel activity; proton channel activity
Source: RefSeq, a predicted model, not a curated record